AUGUUGCCACGGUGCCGGCUCACCCUGCUUCUGUCAAUACUGUUGGCAGGCAUCGGGUGGCCACUUGGGGUGUGCGCUUACAGCGUCGGGAGAUACAAAGUGCCAAGAGGCCUCGGCAACGACAAACCAACCCGCUUAUUCCGCGGUGACCUCCGGAGCCCCGAGAAGAUAUGGAAAGCAGGCGGAUUUCUGCCCCACGGCAACGACUUGAACAAUGAUGCCGGCUUAAGCGUCUAUGCCCAUAUGAGAGGCGUCAGUGGAGGGGGAGCCCCCGAGAACUCGCUAUUCGUCUCCACCACGACGGAUCCAAAGGUCGCCAUCAGGGCACUGGGCGGAAAGCCAGGCUACAUAUAUGAACUCCAGCCUACGGAAAACAUCUUCUCCGUAUCCGAAACCCUCAAGGGGCAUAACCUCUACCCCAAUCAGCAGGAGUGGGUGGCGUUGGGAGGCAUCCGUGCCGAUCAGAUCAGGAGCGUCGCACAAGUCGGGGCGUCGACAUCGUCAAGCAACAACGGCGCCAGUCCCGAGCUCACCUUCAAGCCGUCUAGGGGAUUUCUGGCGUCCAAAUGGGCAAACAAUGGUGUCGGUGACCCGCAGCCCGAGCUUGCCGGCUUCCCGAGGGACCAUCCGGCAGCCAAGGACGAACCGUUUUGGAGGAGCCUGCGUGGAAAGCCGCUGAAACAGGCUGAGCAGCGACUCUUGAAGCAAGCGCAUGACAAGGGGUGGGAUUCCCCUUUGCAGCACUCGCGCAGCGUAGUAAAGUCGGCACUCGGCUUCCUCCUGUGCAAACGCGGACAAGAACAAGAAUGCGGACGGGAGCAGCUCGAGUUUCAUCGUCUCAAAGCUCUCGCUAAGCAGAAGGAAACAUGGAUGAGAAUGGGACAUCAUGACAGAAACUCAUACAGAAACUCAUCCAAGUUUAGAAUGCUUCUCCGGGAGCUUCCGUUUAAGAGUUUCGCCAAGUCCAUCGUCACCAUGGGGGCCGCCGAUCACCCUCCUACUACUGACAAUGUGUACUGCCAUCCCGGCUUCCUCGGCAUCGGUGCUUUAUUUCCAUCCGCUAGUUGCGUUCGAUCAGGAGGCUUGCUACCUCCUGACGAAAAGGACCUCUUUCUCUCGCUUCCAAGCGAAGAGCAGCAUGAUUUUCUUGCUCUCACGGCUGAAGAACAACACAAGCGGGUCGUGGAAGCAAUGGGUCCUGAAACUUACCAAUUCCGCGAGGAUUGCCGUCGCAAUAAACCACUCCUUUCACUCAGUGCACCGUCAGAGGAAGAGUGUGUGGUGGCGAAAUUGACACAGGCCGAAGCGGAAUCGGCAGAGGAAGCUGAGGGAAAACGGGCUUCGAAAGCGACGAGCCUUGCCCACGAGCACUCGCCCUCCUUGCCAGGUGGGCUGAGAAACGUUUCUGCUUCGGUGCCAACAAGCACAAUUCGUUCGCAAGACGUCGACGAGGAUGAUGACGCUGGGCCUGACGGCGUCCAUCGCCAGCGGCGUGCUCGCGGAACCGUCGGGGUGGAUUUUGUCGCAUGA
This is a messenger RNA of Drechmeria coniospora, 1530 nucleotides long. RefSeq lists its product as uncharacterized. Lineage: Eukaryota; Fungi; Ascomycota; Sordariomycetes; Hypocreales; Ophiocordycipitaceae. The transcript has a single exon. Gene Ontology annotation, molecular function: toxin activity. The coding region runs from base 1 to 1530 and encodes 509 amino acids. The record is from RefSeq and is a predicted model, not a curated record.